AUGGAGUACAGCCGUCACGAGCAUGAGUCGGCAGAAGACUACGCUGCCAGGCUGCUGGGUAUGUUGCAGGAGCGCGAUGCGCGCGAUGCAUUGAGGGAGCAGGAAGUAGAGCCUGGAGCAGAGGAGCAAACAGCUGAAGCCACAACAGAUCCCGGCCAGAGCGCUGAAAGUGGUUUGCUGGAUGCGGAAGCCGUCCUUGUUGCACAGUCUGCGGAGAAGCAGAACCCCAUGGUCCUGGAGCUUUUGAAGGGCUUACAGAAAUGUGCGGUUUAUACUGACACGCCGAACCAUGAGACCAACCGAAAACUUUGGGAUGCCUAUGCCCAGUCUUGGAGUUCAAAUGUGGAUUGGGUGCAGCGAAUGUCAGGCCACGUUUCUCGACAAGCUGAAGAGUUACAGUUCUUGGGGGAUGAAUGGUCUGAUAUCGAGUCCUUGGAUGCCGUUUUGAGCUACUGGCUGUACCCGCAUCUCCAGGACGGAAGCCUGACAGUUGCAGAGGUUGGAAGCGGUGGCGGCCGGAUUGCUGCAAAAGUGGCGCCCAAAGUUCAACGCCUGGUUUGCUUUGACGUCAGCGAGGGCAUGCUCGCCCGUGCCAAAAGCCGAAUAGUGGGCGAGCUUGGGCAAAAGCAUGUGGACUUCCAACUUAUAUCUGGGGAUGCUGCGUACCCCCAGAAGUAUAACUGCUCCUUCGAUUUCGUCUACUCAUUUGAUGUUUUUGUUCACAUGGAUUUGCACCAGAUGCGGCAAUCCCUGCUGUGCAUGCAUUCCAUAUUACGGCCGAGCGGGCUUUGCUUUGUGUCUUUUGCUAACCUGCUGGCACCUGAUGGCUGGCGAAGGUUUGCCAAGCAACAGCACUACAGCGUGGGUGGCUUCUACUUUGUGUCUCCAGAUAUUGUUCGGUGCUUGUUGAGACGCACGGGCUUCAGCCUGGUUAGCAUAUCAAAGUCAGAGCAAGGCAACAUAUACCUCAAUCGCGACAUCCUUGUCAUUGCUCGAAAAGCCUGA
Symbiodinium pilosum is the source of this 1005-nucleotide messenger RNA. Lineage: Eukaryota; Dinophyceae; Suessiales; Symbiodiniaceae. The record is from the annotation of a GenBank genome assembly.